This is a messenger RNA of Aegilops tauschii subsp. strangulata, 543 nucleotides long. The record is from RefSeq and is a predicted model, not a curated record. Lineage: Eukaryota; Viridiplantae; Streptophyta; Magnoliopsida; Poales; Poaceae.
AUGUGGCCCCCCGGCCUCCCGCGCCGCCGCCAGCCCGCCGAGCCCGAGGCCGGCCCUCCGAGCCCAUCGCGCUGCCCCGAGCGCCGCCGUGCCUGGCCGCCUCCCCACCGUCCGCUCCAGUCGCCGCCCACCUCCGGCGCCGGCGCACCGCCCGACCCGCGCCGGGAUCCACCGCCGCCGCCGCGAUCGCCCGCCUGCGCCGCCGUCCGGCCUCGCCUCCGCCGCCGUGGGCGCCGGAUCCGGCGAGGAGCGCCUCGGAUCCGGUCCCCGUCUUCCUCUCCGGCCAUCUCCCUCCUCUCCGUCUCCGGCCGGCGUCCUCCUCUUUUCCGGCGAGGAACCCCGGCGGUCCUCGAACCGCCAGAUCCAGAUCUGAAAACAAGGUUGACCCUCGAAAUUCCUCCAAGUCCCGAGAUUCUCACAUUAUGUUGCCCUGUUCAUCACAUCAUAUCUCCUUGCAUACUGCUCCGGUUCAUGCGCAUGAUGUAUCAAAAUGUUCAUCAGGAGAUGCUCUUCAUUUUGUGCCAUUGUGCCUUGUCUGUUUGA